UGUUUGAGAGCUCAGCACACAUUGAUUUUUUUUUAAUAUUCCUUCAUUUGUUUUCGGGAUCUCAUGGCUAACUUCACCGCCAAAAAAGCUGCCAUCACCGCGGCAAUCACAGAAGAAUUGGGAGCAUGUCGCUCUUGGGUGGUGUUCAUUACAAUUGUGUUUGAGAUCCUGUCUCAUUUGAUGGUGAUGGUGGCGGCAUGGGAGAGCACGGCCUAUGUGAUUCCAGUCUACCUGCUGCUGCACUUCCUCAUUGCCACACAGGUGACGGAUUUGUCUGUCCGCCAGCUGUUGGAAGCUCCACUACUCUGGCUGUUCCCCAGCAGCCGCCUGGUCUCCUCCCGGCCCCGGGCCGCGCGGAGCACCAGGCUCUGCAGCUGGCUGCUGCGUUUGGCCAUGAUGGUGUGGUUCAUCAUGGACAACGGCGAUGAUUCCUUGAAAAAAUUCGAUACAGAACAAAUUUGCCACCAGGCUCCAAGCCACAGCUGCCAAGGGCUGCCGCCCUGGAUGCAAACACCCCGUUACGAGACGUGGUGGCGAGGCAGCAGCCCCUCCUGUCUGGCGCGUCACGACGUCUACAGCAGCUGCCUCUCGGAGAUGCCGUGGUUCCGUAGGGGCUACUGCAACGGCUCGGGUGGAGACUGCGCCCUGGAAGCUUUACCGAAGUGGCUACUGAUCUUGUCAGGUGCAAUGACGUAUGUUGCUCCAUGUUUGGGUUUUGUUGUCACCGCACUCCUGGAUCUGGGCACCUUCUGCUCCAAGCAGCUGGAAGCGGUGCCGGAAGCGGUGCCGGAAGCGGUGCCGGGCAGCGACGACGCGUUGCAGGAACGUUCCUCGUCGGAGGAAGAGCCGCAGUGUUUUGAAAUGGAUGCAGCAUGGCUCAAGAGAGCAUCUUAUACAGGAAAGACCAUUGUGCCAUUCUACCUCGAUGUUGUGCUAGACAUGAAUGGUGUUGUUCAAUAUAUUCUGACCGGCAACUACAUUUUUGCCGCAGUUUCGGGCAUGAUUUUUUUCGCGUCGCUGUCUCAGCAACUUUCCCGGGGGGCAAUCUCGAAGCUUUGGAAUGCGACUUGCGAGUCGCUGAAAAUUAGCCAAUCCACCGACGACCUCGAGAUGAUCAUGCUUUCUGAGAAGUCGGUAGAAGCACCACUGCAACUUCUUCUUCAAUUUUACGCAUUUCCGUUUGUUACAUCAAGUGAUGUGGCAGUCUUCUCAUUUAUAUGUUCACUGCUUUUGAGCUUAAAAUCAGUGGCGGAGGCCGCCUAUUGGUUAGCAGAGCUCAAGCUUCACAACGCACUUGUGACGCAAGAAUAUGAAUCACUGCCCUGA
Messenger RNA from Cladocopium goreaui, 1326 nucleotides. Lineage: Eukaryota; Dinophyceae; Suessiales; Symbiodiniaceae. The record is from the annotation of a GenBank genome assembly.